GAUUUUCAAAAGAAAAAAAAAAAACAUAAAUUUGAUUUCAUUGGUCAUUGAUAGAGAAUGAGCGGCACUGUAAAUGGAAGAAAAGAAAAAAAAGAAGCGCUAUUUUUAGAAUGAGAGAUUCACAAGCAAUUGUUUACGUUUUCCUCUUUCCAAACCGAGACUCCACCAUCAUCAUUCUUCUCUCUUCUUUCUUUUUUUUCUCUUCAUUAUUUAUCACUCUUACUUCGAUCUUUAAUUUCAAUUUUUUAUUUAAUUUUAUCCAAAUUUCACUACUGUACAUUUUAAUCACAAUUUCCACCAUUAUUAACCCUCCUCAUUACAUUUCAUCAUGUAAUACAAUGUGAUUUCAAUCAAUAGGUUUUUUUUUUUGCAGCAAUGGCGUUUGAUCAUAAUUCUGUUCCAAACGAUCUGCGUGUAUUGAAUGUGGCUCCGAUAAUGGCGGAGGAGCCGCUCAUUUCUCCGGCAAGCGUCACCUCGCCGCCGACUCCCGAUUCAGUUACCGAUUAUUUCUACCCGCCGUCGGUCUCCGCCGCCGCUGCCACAUCAGCAACAUGGUGCGUUCGCCCCAUUGUGAAUCCUGCUUCUAUUGGUUUAAACUAUGGGUCUAGUUUUGGGAACCGUGUUGUGGCUAAUAAUGCUUUGAAUUUGGGGAAUUGGGUAGGUGGUAAUAGUAAUAACAAUAGUAAUAAUGGUUUGCAUAAUAAGGCUUGUAAUGAUGGUGUAAGUGUAGUUGUAAAUGGUUUUUCUUAUGGUGGAACUAGAGUGGUUGAUGAGGUUGGGGACGAUUUGGUUUCGGGUAGGAAAGUGAAGUUUUUGUGUAGUUUUGGUGGGAAGAUUUUGCCUAGGCCUAGUGAUGGAGUGUUGAGAUAUGUUGGAGGACAAACAAGGAUAAUCAGUGUUAAGAAAGAUGUGAGUUUCAAUGAUUUGGUGCAGAAGAUGGUAGAUACUUAUGGACAGCCUGUUGUUAUUAAGUAUCAGCUUCCUGAGGAGGAUCUUGAUGCAUUGGUGUCAAUUGCUUGUCCUGAUGAUGUUGAGAAUAUGAUGGAGGAGUAUGGAAAAUUGGUUGAGAGAUCGCCCGAUGGUUCUGCUAAAUUGAGGGUUUUUUUGUUCCCUGUCUCAGAGGUUGAUUUUUCGGGUGCUAUGCAGCUCGGAGAUUUCCAGGAUACUGGUCAGAAAUAUGUUGAUGCAGUGAAUGGUGUUGUAGAUGGGAAUGUGGUUUGUGGUGGGUUCAAUAGGAAAGAGAGUGUUACAAGUGCGGCUUCAACACAAAAUUCUGAUUUGAGUGGGAUAGAGAAUAUUGAUAGUUCUGUUGCUGGUCAAGGGGAGUCGGCGUCCUGCGUGUUAUCGCCUGGAGAGAAUGUGGCUGCUUCUCCAGAUACAAGUUCAAAUACUGUUUCAUUUGGCAUGUCUGUGACUAAGACCGGUCCAACUCACACUCCAUAUAUUCAUAAUGAGGCUGAGGUAGAAAAGUCGGUGCCUGUUACUUUAUCUCAGCAGCCAUUUGAAUUGCACCAAUCAGGCAUGGAAUUUCCACCACCUUCACCUUAUUUGAACCAUGCAGAAUAUGUCCAACUUCCUCCUCAGAUGGGGUUCCCAAAUUCCCAGCUUUUAGGAAAGACUAGGCCUGUUUUUGCCCAACAACAGUUUCAUAGUAAUAAUAAUACUCCUGGUUUAGCAUUCCAUCAGGUCAUCUCUGGAGCACAGAUGACAAUGAAUCAACCUUCUUCUCAUGUUGGUGUAAGAUCAAAUGUCAUCCAACCACAACCGAUGAUACAACCACAGCGUAAUCAUUUGAACCAAUACAAUGAUGAAAAUACAUCAGGAAUAAGGAUUGUUCAGCUUCCUGCAGAACAUAGCUACAAUACAUAUCAGGUUCCAGUGAAUCAAGUUCCAUCUUUAAUAGUUGGGGGUAAUUGUGGUUUUGUUCAGGUUCCUCCACAAGAGCAUGUUGUUUUCUCUGAUGGGUUAUUACCUCAACAACAAAUAAUUAUACAAGAGAAAAUCCACCGAGUUGAGGGUUGUUCUAUGUGUCAGAAAAAGCUGCCUCAUGCCCAUUCAGAUCCAGUUGUUCAGGAUCAGCACAAUGGCAAUCCAGGUCCAGUUCCUGAUCCAAACCCGAAUUACCAUAGUUUUCCGACGGAGGACACUGUAAACGCUCAAGCAACAAAGAGGUUAACACCCUUGAAGGAAGGUGUGGUUGAAGAAUGGGUUAGCACAAGACCAAGUGUCAUUAGCAAAUUGGAAAGUCCUAAUAGAGUAACACCUUGUCCCGAUAAUACUGGGGUUUCUCAUAAUUUUGAGUCUCAGCCUGAUGGUGGGAGGAUUUUAAUGCAAAAGCCAGAAGAAUUUGAUCAUCCCAGAAAUUCAUUUAUUCAAGAAACGAUUGGUAGGACAGGUGGAAAACAUUCUUCUGGGGAUGGGCUUGGGGCCAUGAGAACGGCACCACCGAUUUAUCCAGAUGAUGUUGUCCACCAGCAUAUGAUGCCGUCUGAACAUGUCAAUAAUGAUAUACCUAUAGUUGAUGGAACAUCUACACGGACUCCGGAAUGCGUCACUCAAGCAUCUCCCAAAGAAUACACUAAUGAACAUACUGGUAUUUCUAAAUCGGAUGUGGUAGAUAAUUGGAUUAGACAAGGCUAUCUAAGACCUGUUGAUGGAAGAAUGGACACUCUCAAGGCACACAAUGAGGAAGGUUAUGUACGCAAUGACCAAUGCUUUCUUCCAGUUGAUAAAUCUUUAGAUUACAACACUCAGCUUGCUGCAGAGGAAGAGGUGAUUCUCGAUAACAACUUUGGCAUGCCAAAAUUGACAGUUGACUCAAACCAAACUAAGAUGACAUGCGUCCUGCCAUGUUCUUCUAAGGGAAUUUUAUACAGGAACAAUUCCAGGCUAGGGGAAUAUAAUGAGGAUUCACAACCACCUGUGUUGGACGUUCCUCAAUCAAAGAUUGGAAACCACCACAAGGAUGAUGCAGCAUCAUCUUCAUCAUCACCAACUGUCAUGUUUGGGGAUAUGCAAGAUUCUCCAAAUUCAGUUUUUGGCAAUCAGGAUCUCUGGAAUAUACAGCACGAGACCUUCUUUCAUCAUGUCGUACCGAGCAAAGCUGCAUUGGAGAAAGAAAACUAUUCUCAUAUGGAUCACUUUGGUGAACAUCCAGGAAGCUACAAGAAACAAAAUAUGAAUGCACAAUUGGAAGAUGGCUUCUACGAGUCGCUCAAACAGAAUUUUACUUUAGAAAAUAAUUGUUCUGGCAAAGGCUCAACAGAAGACCAACAACUUAAAGCUGUUGCAGAAGAUGUAGCAGCUUCUGUUCUGCAUCCAUGCGCCCCUUCAAAUCCUAGCUUGCAAGCCGGAGAUGUUUCCUGUCAAAAAAAUGCGGAGGACGGUGAUGUUAAAAAUAAUCUAAUAGAUGCAAAAUGUAGAGAUACAACUCAGGAUGUGAAGAACAAGCCACCAGAGAAGGGAAAUUUUGGCUUUCCAUCAUCAGGUGUUGGACGAUUGCAGGUUAUAAAGAACAGUGACCUUGAAGAGUUGACAGAAUUGGGUUCUGGAACCUUUGGGACUGUUUAUCAUGGAAAAUGGAGGGGAACUGAUGUUGCAAUCAAGCGAAUAACUGAUAGAUGUUUUGCUGGAAAGCCUUCAGAGCAAGAGCGCAUGAGAGAUGACUUCUGGAAUGAGGCAAUCAAGCUUGCUGACUUGCACCAUCCAAAUGUAGUAGCUUUCUAUGGUGUUGUACUAGAUGGCCCAGGAGAUUCUGUGGCAACAGUAACUGAGUAUAUGGCUAAUGGCUCUCUCAGAAACGCCUUGCAAAAGAAUGAGAGGAAUCUAGACAAGCGCAGACGUCUUUUGAUUGCAAUGGAUGUGGCCUUUGGUAUGGAAUACCUGCAUGGAAAAAACAUAGUACACUUUGACUUGAAAAGCGACAACUUGCUUGUGAACCUCCGUGAUCCACACCGCCCAAUAUGCAAGGUUGGGGAUUUGGGUCUAUCCAAAGUAAAAUGUCAGACACUGAUCUCUGGAGGUGUGAGAGGAACUCUACCGUGGAUGGCUCCAGAAUUGCUGAACGGAAGCAGCAGUCUUGUUUCAGAGAAGGUUGAUGUGUUUUCAUUUGGCAUUGUAAUGUGGGAACUCUUAACUGGAGAAGAGCCAUACAUUGAUUUGCACUAUGGUGCUAUUAUAGGUGGUAUUGUGAGCAACACGUUGCGCCCUGCAAUUCCCGAAUCUAGUGAUCCGGAAUGGAGUUUGCUGAUGGAGAGAUGUUGGUCCUCAGAGCCAUCAGAGAGACCCACCUUCACCGACAUUGCAGAUGAAUUACGUUCUAUGGCAACAAAACGCCAAAAUCAACAGCUACAACCCUCUCCUUUGCACACACAAGACACCAAAUGAUCUCUAUUAUGUUAUUUUUACAUUCCAAUAGAAGCAAAACAGGGGGAAAAGCGCUUCCCAGAUGCACUUUUUACUGAAGGAAGUUCUUCUUGCUUUCUAAUGCACUUUUCCACAGCUGUACAGCAAGAAGCUUUAACAUCAGAUUUAUCUUUGUAAUGUUUUCAUCCAUUUGACCCACCAAUGCAUUUUGCAAACCAUGUAACAUGUCAAAGGGAAGGGAAGGCUAGGAUUUAUUUAUUUAUUUUUAAUAUAUUGGUAACCUACUGUUGUUAUCAAGUAUCAGGCUUUUUAAGAUUUGCUGCAAGGUAUUCUACUAUAUUGGUUGAAAAGGAUUGAGAGAAAAUGCAAGACAUCAUUAGAUUGAGUCAAAAAUAUAUUUCAUUUCAUUUUA
Molecule: messenger RNA, 4777 nt
Organism: Cicer arietinum (chickpea)
Lineage: Eukaryota; Viridiplantae; Streptophyta; Magnoliopsida; Fabales; Fabaceae
Biological process (GO): protein phosphorylation; signal transduction
Cellular component (GO): cytoplasm
Molecular function (GO): protein binding; protein kinase activity; ATP binding
Source: RefSeq, a predicted model, not a curated record